AUGAAAGAUUGUGUAACACCGGCACCACCUCCGCCACAAUAUCCCUAUUAUUCGCCAACAUAUACUCAUCAUCAAUAUAGAUCGCCAGCAUGGCAUCAUGCACUUUCAUCUCCAUCUCAUCAUUAUGAUUUACCGGCAUUAUCUAGAUCAUCUUAUCGUUAUACACCUACAACACAUUAUUAUCCUUCACAUAUACAUGGUAGAUCUCCUCAAUAUCAAUCGAAUAGUCAUAUUCAAUAUGUUGAAGAUGAUGAAGAUGCACGGUCGGAAGAAGGUGAUGAAUCAGAUUCACCAAAACCAUUUGAUAAAAAAAUGUUUAUCGGUGGACUUUCAUGGCAAACAACACCAGAACAUUUAAAAAAUUAUUUUACUCAAUUCGGUGAAGUAUUAGAAUGUAUGAUUAUGAAAGAUGCGAUUACAAAACGAUCAAGAGGUUUCGGUUUUAUUACAUUUAAAGAAGCAAAUUCGGUUGAUAAUGUUCUAGCUAAAGACAUUCAUAUGUUGGAUGAAAAGCAGAUUGAUCCCAAACCGGCCUAUCCUCGUCAAAAGCAUCCUAAAGUAAGUGAUCGUUGA
Messenger RNA from Rotaria sordida, 573 nucleotides. NCBI's taxonomy places the organism in Eukaryota, Metazoa, Rotifera, Eurotatoria, Philodinida, Philodinidae. The record is from the annotation of a GenBank genome assembly.